UUACAAUGGGGAUCAAUGCUGGAACAAAGGAUGUAAAAAUGAGACCGAAGCGGUGCCGCUGCUGAUGCUCCGGGUACCACUAGCUGCAAAUCUUUUCAGUCCCGGCGUUUGGUUGUUUUGUGAAACGUAACCGUGGGCUUUUCCCGGUUAACCCGGUAUUUGCCGCAGCAAAGUGCCCGGGUUGUGCCGGCGGGGCUGCGACACCCCGACCUUCACCUGGCCCGGCCUCCUCCUCCCGCGGGGGGCGCGGGGAGCCUCCGCAGCCCGGCCCCUGGGCUCUGCCGUGCCGGGGGCGGCUGGAAGGGAAAGGCCGUGGGGCCUUGCCUUGCCGUCCUAGGCCGCCGCUGGAGGGGAAAGGCCGCGGGGCCGUGCCUUGCCGUCCUAGGCAGCCGCUGGAGGGGAAAAGGCCGCGGGUUCUCUCCCCGGCGCGGCCCCGGCGCGGCGGCUCCGCGGGCGGGCGGAGCGUGCGGCGGCGGAGCGGGCCCGGCGGCGCUUCCGGCGCCGCGGCUCCAUGGACGCCAACCUGCGCUUCUGGAGGGCGGAGGGGCAGUCUUUCUUCCAGAGGUUUCUCCUCUGGGCGGACGCCUUGGAUCCGCUGCUGCUCCUCAAGUCCUCCAAUGAAAUAAAAAGAACCAGGUUAUCAAUACUAAUCAAUGAGAAGACCCAAAGUGAGCCCAUACAGAAUAAUCAGACCAAAAAAGCCUUCUUGCUAAGCCUGUCCAGCGUACAUCCUGAUACAGACAAGAUAAUUCCUGUUUUGUUUAGACCCCCAGCUUUCAUGCCCAUAACUCUUCCCUUGGUCAUCGUUUCAUCUGUUCAGCGCCACGCAAGGCAUUCUUUUUUUUGGCAGUUUGUGUUUCACACAUACACCACAGCAUUCACUCUGGUAAAUGGAAAUGGCACCCCAAAGGCUGCAGAAUACUCACUUCAGCAAAAGCAGCUCUUGCUUGGCUUGGGAGCCAUUUCCUAUUCAGCCUUUGUUGGUGCUCUCCCUGUUGCCUUCAUGAACCGUUAUGCGUUGAAGAACCCAUUUAUGCAACUUGUUGUCAGAAAACUGCUGCCUGCUCCUCUGCUUGGUUUGACAAGUGCAUUUACCGUGGCAAUGGUGAGAAGCCCAGAAUUUGAUAAUGGGAUAGAAGUGAUGGACAGGAAUGGCAAUGUUAUAGGAGUGUCUAAGAAGGCUGGUGAGAAGGCUGUUAUGGAAACAGCAUUGUCCAGAGCAGUCUUGUUUGGGACAACGUUCUUCCUGCCAGAAGUGCUCAUGUACUGUGUGCAGAGAGCAAGAUUUGUUAAAAAUCCUCGUGCUUUGGGUCCUGUGAGGAUGUUUGUGAUUAUGUCAGUCCUAGGAGGGAUGCUGCCAGUCUCCUUUAGUAUGUUCCCACAGUGUGGGGAGAUAAAGCGGGCAGACCUUGAACCAGAACUUCUGUCAUCUACAGAAGAAACAGAGUUCUUCUACAACAGGGGCAUUUAGAGCCUGGCUUUUAUACAGAAAGGUGUGCUCUGACCCAAGUGAAUCCUGAAUGCACCACAGGCAUUUGUGACUGAAGUGUGAUUCUGUGGUGGCAAAGGUGCCAGAUCCUGUGUACGAUGGUGUGGCCUGCAGAGGCAGAACUUGGCAAUGUGGCUUUGCCAGCCCCAGCCUGGAGACACAUAAACACACCUCACCUGAUGCUGAGGUGCUGGAAAAGCACUGUAACACAGCCUGUGUAACACACAACCUGUGUUCUGUGCUCCCUCAGAUGAUUGAUUUCUUAAUUAAAUGACUGUUGAAUAUAUAAGUUUGUUCUGCUGCUGCAACUUUUGGUGUGCUCCUUUCCAGGAACCCAGCUGGUGAAGGCUUUGACAUCAGCACUCCUGUGGGUAAAGUCCAGCUGGUUCUUCUCAGAGCACUUUGAUGUUUUCAGUGAUCUAACAGUGCUCCCUUUGAGGAUGAGAUGUGAGGCAGCCCUUGAAGUGAUAUUAGACAAAGCAACCCUGAUGGCAAUAGGAUAUUGAUUUAAUUUAUUUGCUUAAAAAGUGUACAGGAAAUAGGUGACAGACUUGACUACCAGUUAAUUCCUGGUUUUUUAAACAUCCUUGAAAGAGUUUUGAGGCUUGAUGGCCAUUGAGCUUUAGAACUUGGUUUUUACACUGAAGCCAUGAGGAGAUGCCAUGUCUUUCUGACCUUGUGGUGGACAAUGAGAAAUUCCACUUUCUCAGGUUGGCCGUGUUUAUCCAAAGAAAGAAAGCUCUUUUGAUGUGUGAUCAUUUUUGUAUGUUGAUCAGUAAGAUGAUAACGUUUUGCUGAUCCUAUUAAAUUAUUCAGGGACCCUCAGCUGUCUGUGAAGAGCUGCAGAAAGCUUACAGGAGACUGUGAUUGUGACGACACCUUCAGUGAUUUUUGAGCCACCUCUUCUACAGCCCCUGCCUAUAGUUAUGUGAGGUGCUGCUAAGGCUGUGUGACAAGGAUGGAAAUGCACUAAAUAAUAUAAAAUUAUUUAUUUGAAGGUGAUUAUCACAAGUGCAGCCUUCCAAGUGUGCCAUAAUUUAACUUAGGGCACAAUACACAGGUCACUGCUCUCCUGUUGCUGGAGGAUUGGAUUUCUUCUCACAGCGUGAGGAAAACAAUGGAUGCCCAAUCCCAUCCAUCCUACAGGAAGAGAGCAGCAUAGAGCAAAGCAAGGAAAAAUAGCAGGCCUGGGCUCUUGCAAGAAGAGAUUCCUGCUGUGCUUUUGGCACUGAACAAAAGCAGGAAGUUGGGGGUUGAGUUUAAUUUCUUGUUUGAGUUCUGCCUUUUUUGAGCCUUCCUCUAACAACUUACUGGAGGGGAAGGUCAGACAAGGGAAGAGGAGAGAGGAGCAGCAGCACAUCCUAAGGAGCUGGAACUGGGGUGGAACAUGCUGUAAAGCUCUUACAGGAAGACCAUAUGGAUACUGUCUGAACUGGCAGAGUUUGCACUACUCCACUGGAGAACUGUAGUGAAUUUUUAAAGGUAAAGGAUUGUUUGCACCUACUGAACUGCAGGCUCACUCAGCCUCCGGGGGUGAUGUUCUUCAGUACACGGUAAAAUCUCAUCAGGGUCAAGAAGAUAAUUGUGUCAGACCAGGGGUCUGCUGAGCCAAACAUCUGCUCAUGGCAGGAGGUUAGAACUAGUGAUCUUUAGGGUCACUUCCAACCCAAACCAUUCCAUGAUUCUACCACAGGGUCAAGUGGAACAGGCCUAAGCCUCAGCCUGCCUCUCUGGGUGUGAAGGGGGCAACACACUCUGAAAUGUUUGUCUCCUUCCAAAGCUUUAAUAGCAGAGGCACAGAUAACAUCUUGCAGUUAAAUGAUCUAAACUAUGUUUCUCUAUUCCUAUUUCUGUCACAUACCAAAGGCAAAUGCAGGAGGGGUCUGAUUCCACUCUCACUAAACAGUAACUGGCACUACAGUGAAGACCUGCACCUCUCCCCACUCCUUUUUUAAACAUAAUUUAAGAAUGGCUAAAGUAAAUGCUAAUUACAUGAACCACAGUGGGAACAAGCAAAAAACACCCAAAACCUAAGAGUAAAGCAAAGCCAACAAAUAGAAGAGAAUAUAUUGGUGAACUUUGGAUCGUCAUGGUAACUAGACAAGCUAUAAAUUCACUGGCAACACACUUGGAUGUUUUAAGCAAAUUGAUGUCAUUACAAGUCCAUGAGUAAGGCUUCUGGAAUAGGUCUGGUAAUAGAGUCUGUUAUUACAGCUGCCCCUUCUCAAACUCCACCAGCUCCUUACUGAAUACUUGAGCUGAAAUUUGCCACAUUAAACCCAGCUCCCUCAGGAUUAUUAAAUACCCCUUUACCCCAUUCUCAUAAAUGUUCCUGUUGCCCUAACCAGAAUUUUCCAGAAGAGGAGGGCAGGCGCCUGCCCUUUAAACUGUCAGCCUGGCUGACUCAGCUGCUUCCCAGUCAGGGCAGGGGAGAUGCAUUGCCAAAAAGGCCCUGGCAUCCUCAGCCUUGAACCAGUCCCUGAGAUGAGAACUGCCAGGAGCAGACAUAGUCCAGAGACACAAGUCAGGGAACAAGACUGGGACAAGCAGCAUGUUUGAGGGACCUGGGAAGAGGAAAUCUUCCCCUUUGUAUAUGGAAUAAAUUAACAACAUACCAGCCCAAGGCAGGUCUGUCUCCUGCCUUGGCUGGCCCUGGUGUUAAGUGACAGUGCAUUAGUGGUGGAACCAGUUUAAGCUGUGGUGAAUGACAACAGAUGGAAGCUUUCAGCUUCAAGGAAAACAGAAGUCUUAGUACAGCACAAGAUGCUGUGCCUCACCCACUCAGCUUGUCAUCUUGAAAUGUAGGAAAAUCCAGUGGAGCUUUCAGGCUCC
Molecule: messenger RNA, 4321 nt
Organism: Passer montanus (Eurasian tree sparrow)
Lineage: Eukaryota; Metazoa; Chordata; Aves; Passeriformes; Passeridae
Gene: SFXN4
Product: sideroflexin 4
Exons: 14
Coding region: 512-1471 (319 amino acids)
Biological process (GO): monoatomic ion transport; mitochondrial transmembrane transport
Cellular component (GO): mitochondrial inner membrane
Molecular function (GO): monoatomic ion transmembrane transporter activity
Source: RefSeq, a predicted model, not a curated record